AUAUAAAAACAAAAAGUUUUGAGAAAAACAAAGACUUUGAAAGAUAUUCACAAAAAAAUGAAGACAUUGUCCGAUAAAACCAAACUCGUUGUCGAUGUCGACGAUUACCGACGUAUUGUCCUCAAUGAUCGGCCGUCGGCUGCCAUACGAUUGACAGAUGUAUUGAUUUAUAUGAGAGGUGUUUGGCUAACGAUGACAACUCUAAACCUAUUCAUUAAUGUCUAUGUCUUGAUGUCUUUGGAUCGCUUCCUUAUGACCUACGCGUUGGUCACAAUGAUUGUCAGCUUUGAAGGACAGAUUGCAGCCAUUGUUGGCCAGUUUGGUAUCGGUUAUUCCCGAUUAUUGGCCAUUAUCUAUGCCAUAAGCGCGGCCUCGCUUUUGGUCGCAUCGCUAGUUUGGGGACCCGUCGGCGCCAAUCAUUUGAUGACACUUUCGUUGGCCAUUACUCUGGUCUCAGGUCUUAUCGGCGGCUUUAUUGCUGUCAAACAGUAGCCGAUAUGUCUUAACAAUUGUAUCAUUGAAUUAUUGACUUUAAAAUAGUG
Messenger RNA from Oppia nitens, 542 nucleotides. RefSeq lists its product as uncharacterized. The record is from RefSeq and is a predicted model, not a curated record. Bases 58 to 492 code for a protein of 144 amino acids. Lineage: Eukaryota; Metazoa; Arthropoda; Arachnida; Sarcoptiformes; Oppiidae. The transcript has a single exon.